AUGGAGGAUAGAAAUAAAUUUAGGCUUAAGUUAUCCUCACUUUCUUUGAAAGAUAAUACUAGAGGGAGUGUUGCAUCUCAAGAUCUGACUCAAUCACAGCAUCAAUCUCAAGAUGAUGGGGCAGAUGAAUUGAUUAAUAUCUUACCUUCUUACCAGAUGUAUCGAUCUACAAUUACUAAAAACUUAACUCCAAGUAUUGAAGAUUUAAGAACUCAACCUCCGAGUUAUGAAGCUACUCCAGAUUUAUCUUCAUCUCAAAUGCAUGAAUAUUUUGCAUCUGUUCCAGCAUCACCCGCCUUGGGACCAACACCCAUGUUUGAUAAUGUUUCUAAUGAUAAUAACGAAGAAUCAAAUCAAAGUGGAAUAACCGAUGAAACUAUUUUAGAAAACGCUCAUAAAUUGAAAAGAUUAACAUCUACCAAUAAAGAAAUUUCAAAGCAAUUAGAAGUUAAAAUUUAUCUAACGAAACAUAUUGGUAAAGUUGGAGAGCCUUAUACUAAAGUAGAUCCAUUGACUUUAGAGUUAAAACAAGGUGAUUAUAUUUACGGGUUUGUUUUAAUUACCAAUAAAACCAAAAAUGUUCUACCAUUUGAUAUGUUUUCGGUUCAAUUAGAAGGAUGUGCCACAUUUGGUAAAACAACAAAUAGUACGUUAGUUGAACAACCGACUCAUAUUGAUCGUUUCCUUACCAUGUUUGAUUUUAAUGCCCUGUGGAAUGAUGCGUUUUUAGAUAGGUUAGUCACAGAGCAUAAUGAUCCUACACGUCCUGAAUCGAUUUUUGAUUCUUUUGAUAAUACUUACUAUCAUUUGGAUCAUAGAAAGAUUUUUCAACCUGGAAUUACAUAUAAGAAAUAUUUUACAUUUAAAAUACCUGAAAAAUUACUAGAAAGUUCCUGUGAAGAUCUGUUGAUUAAGCAUUUACAAAUCCCACCAACUUUAGGUGUUUCCAAAAAUGAAAUGAUUUCCACUUUAAGACACAAAUGGAUUGAACAAGGUGAAAAGGAUAUCGACCAUUCAUCACUGAAGAAAUACAAAUAUGCUUCCUUAACUAAUGAUUUUGCCCUUAGUGAUACCUCAAUUAGUUAUUGCAUUAGUGCCAGAAUUAUUGGUAGAGCUUCAGGAUAUCAACAAUUUUUUGGUACAAUUGGCGGAGUCCAUAGUAUUGAUGAUACUAACGAUGAAUAUGUCGUUGCUAAUGAAGACUAUAAAUAUUUAAGGUUGAUACCGGUGAGCAAACCUAUUUUUGAAUUGAAUCGAUCCAUGAUCCAUCAAGAGGCACGUUUAUUAUACACUAAUAUGGUUGAUAAAAUCAAGGAAAAAAUCACUCUUGGGAAAGAUAUAAUGGCAGCUAGACUGCAACAAAAUUCCUUACAACCUGUAUCUAGUGCUGGCUCGUUACGUGCAAUUUCUAGUACAUCUUCAUUACUGCCACCUGCGGCAUUUUCCGAUUUACGACCAACAUCAAGUGAAGGUGGAAUUCCUUCUGGUAAUAUCAGUCCUCCAGCAUUAACACCAACUAGAAGUACGUCUGAUUUCACAAAAAUGCAACAAUCUUAUUAUUCAAAAGUCAACCAAAGAAAUGUUCAUGUGCUGAAUCGUGAUACUUAUGAAGUUUUCUUCCCGGUGAAGAAGAAGUCGGUGUUUGGAGGAAGUAAAAUGCUUGGAUUGGUUGCUUUUGCCACACCAAAGAAAGAAUAUUUUGCCAAUUAUGUACCAUUACCUCAGUUUCAACCAAAGACAGGGAAAGUUUCACCAACUACUUUACAAAUUCCAAUUGAUUUAACAUUCAUGCAUGGUGAUGAUAAACCCGUCCAUUCUUCAUCAUUGCCUGAUUUCAAAUCUCUUUCUGUGGAACUCAUUGCCCUAACCAUCAAAUCAAAGAACAUUCCAAUUCCUGUUGUUAUUCACCCAGAAAUGAUGUUUGAUAACAAGACAAAGAACAAUGGUAGCAGUAAUGAUAAUUUUGAUAUUCUUACGAUUAAACGAUUCCAGAAAUAUGCAGUUGAGUUACUGAAAAUAUUAAAAGAGGUGGGUUCCGAACCAAUAGAUAUUGAUAGAGAAUUAGUACAAGACAUUAAAUGUUUAGCAAGUUUAACCACCAGAUACGUGCAUAUGAAAGUUAAAAAUGUUGGUAUUACCUGUAAUGGUACAUCAUAUGAAUCAGUAAGUACAGUGCCUUGGCAAAAAGAAGUAUUGAAUUCAACAGAACCUGCGUCGGGGAAGAAGCUGACUACUGUUAAAUAUAAUAAGAAUUUAAUGCUUUCAGUUAAUUUAGGCAAUGCAGUUAUGAAACCUACAAAUCUGGCUGAUUUCUGUUUGGUUCCUGAUUUCCAAACUUGUUUAUUGGCAAGACUGUAUUAUUUAAAGAUUGAUUUGAAGUUCCAUACUUCUGAAAAAGUGUCAUUACGUGUACCAAUCGUAUUACAGAAAACCCAAACUUAG
This is a messenger RNA of Candida tropicalis MYA-3404, 2442 nucleotides long. RefSeq lists its product as uncharacterized. The coding region runs from base 1 to 2442 and encodes 813 amino acids. The record is from RefSeq and is a predicted model, not a curated record. The transcript has a single exon. Gene Ontology annotation, biological process: protein polyubiquitination; protein monoubiquitination. Gene Ontology annotation, molecular function: ubiquitin-ubiquitin ligase activity. NCBI's taxonomy places the organism in Eukaryota, Fungi, Ascomycota, Pichiomycetes, Serinales, Debaryomycetaceae. Gene Ontology annotation, cellular component: ubiquitin ligase complex.